This is a messenger RNA of Teleopsis dalmanni, 2394 nucleotides long. Its product is annotated as putative sodium-dependent multivitamin transporter. Gene Ontology annotation, cellular component: membrane. NCBI's taxonomy places the organism in Eukaryota, Metazoa, Arthropoda, Insecta, Diptera, Diopsidae. Gene Ontology annotation, molecular function: symporter activity. The record is from RefSeq and is a predicted model, not a curated record. Gene Ontology annotation, biological process: transmembrane transport; sodium ion transport. The transcript has 2 exons. The coding region runs from base 470 to 2224 and encodes 584 amino acids.
UGUCAUCAUUUUUACAUACAAAUUAUUUGCAAAGGAAAAGGAAUGAUUGGUCGGUUAUUAUAUGUAACUGCUAGUUGAAGACUUGAAGAGUUUAUGACAGUGAAAUCACUCCUAAAAAUAAGAAAUGCAUAGCAAUCUGAGAAAAUUAUUUACUGUAAGAGAUCUAUAUUUUACUUUCUAUUUUGAUAUCGGUUUACUUGACGCUAAAAAAUCCGGAAUGCUAUAUCUCUGUCUAUUAAGUAUAUCUAUCUUUGCAGAAUUAUAAUAUAUGUUAUCAAAAACAAUGCCUACUCCCACAUUAUAUUAUUACAAAGUGAACAAUAAACAAUGAUGUUAAACAAAAAACAAUUUACAAAAUAAUAAUUAUUAAAAUUAUUUACUCGCGUUGCCUUAUUAGUUAUCAAAAUCAAAACAUUUACACUCUGCAUUUUGUCAUCUGACUGCGCCUGACAGAACAAAAUUAACAAAGAUGUCAAAUUUUGAUAUUUGGGAUGCUGCAGUGUUGAUCACUAUACUUAUAAUCUCUGCAUCUAUUGGAAUCUACUACCGCUACACCGGUGGCAAGCAAAAAACCACCAAAGAGUAUCUGAUGGCUAAUCAAAGCAUGUCGGUUUUUCCAGUAUCCUUUAGUUUGAUGGCCAGUUUCAUGUCUGCAAUAACGCUAUUAGGCGUUUCCAAUGAAAGUUAUCAGUUUGGCAUUAUGUUCUGCGUCAUCAAUCUGGCCUACGUUAUCAGUACACCCAUAGCUGCUUAUCUAUUUUUACCGGUUUUCUAUCGUAUGCGCACCACAAGUGUCUAUGAAUACUUGGAACGUAGAUUUGGACACGCAACGCGUCUGGUAGCUUCUUUAGCUUAUUCAGUACAAAUGAUACUCUACAUGGGAAUUGUGUUAUAUGCACCUGCACUUGCUUUAGAAGCGGUAACUGGAAUACAUAAAAACACAGCCAUACUAGCCAUAGGUUUCGUUUGUACAUUUUAUUCAACAAUAGGAGGCAUGAAGGCGGUACUAAUCACCGAUGUUUUUCAGUCUAUUCUUAUGUUCGCUGCCAUUUAUUCAGUAAUUGUAGUGUCUGCACUUAAAGCUGAAGGAGGCUUAGGUGCCAUUUGGAAUGUUGCUGUUGAACGUGGGCGGAUGGAAAUUAAUGAGUUCUCUUUAGAUCCCACAGUACGACAUACAUUUUGGAGUUUAAUUAUUGGCGGUAUAGUUACAUAUCUAUCGCUUUACGGAGUUAAUCAGACACAAGUACAGCGUUUAUUAAGCGUGCGUGACUUGAAAGGUGCGCAAGCAGCACUUUGGUGGAAUCUACCAAUAUUGAGUACUUUAAGUUUUAGCACGCUUUUCAGCGGUCUGGCUAUAUUUUAUUACUACAGAAACUGCGAUCCAGUACUUGAGGGUCGCAUUAAAUACCGGGAUCAAAUAAUGCCACUGUUCGCUAUAGAUACAAUGGGUCAAUAUCCUGGACUUUGUGGCUUAUUUGUAUCUGGCAUAUUCUCAGGUAGUCUCUCCAGCAUUUCUUCAGCCGUGAGUUCUCUUGCUGCCGUCACAUUGGAAGAUUAUCUAAAACCUUUGUAUAAAGUUUGCUUCAGAAGACCUAUGACUGAUUCGAAUACAACUUUGCCAUCAAAAAUUAUAGCCUGUUUAUACGGCAUAGUCUGCGUUGGUUUAGCAUUUGGUGCUGGUUCACUAGGUGGCGUUCUUCAAGCAUCUCUGACAAUAUUUGGAAUUGUUGGUGGACCUUUAUUGGCAUUAUUUACGCUGGGAAUGUGCACUACGAGAUCAAAUCAACGCGGUGCGCUGCUGGGUUUAUUAAUUGGUUUAAUGUUUUCAUUUUGGAUUGGUUUUGGAGGACCUAAACCACCACCACCUUCAUUGCCACUUAGCGUUGAUAACUGCACAGCUGCUAUUAACACCACAAUAAAUGCAACAUUGUCAAUAAUAACCACUACUCCUAAGCCACCUGUAGUUGAAUAUUUUUGGUUGUACAAGCUAUCCUAUUUGUGGUUCUCUGUGAUUGGUUUCAUCAUAACGCUGGUUGUUGGCUAUGCUUGCAGUGUAUGGCUUGAGCUCCUAAAUUUGGCCGACAAUACACAAAUCUACUUGAACGCUGCGCGCAAGCAAGUGGAUUACGAUUUGUUUGUACCGCCACUGUCACGGAAACUGAGGGAAGCAGCAGUCGAAGAGCUGACUAAACUGAAUUCCUACGAAGCACGCUUAGUACAAUAAUUUUUGAAUUUCAGUAAGCUUGGUAUGGUUUUUUUAAUAAUUGUAAAAACGCUUAAACUAUUUGCAGGAUUUAGAAUUAUUUAUAACGUAUUAAAAUAUAUAUAUCAGGCAAGUUUAUGUUGAAAAAUAUUGUUUAAUAUACUGCCACUUUAACAUCCUUCAUUGUGGUU